This is a messenger RNA of Photinus pyralis (common eastern firefly), 1198 nucleotides long. Its product is annotated as derlin-1. Bases 363 to 1124 code for a protein of 253 amino acids. Lineage: Eukaryota; Metazoa; Arthropoda; Insecta; Coleoptera; Lampyridae. The record is from RefSeq and is a predicted model, not a curated record. Gene Ontology annotation, cellular component: endoplasmic reticulum membrane; Hrd1p ubiquitin ligase ERAD-L complex. Gene Ontology annotation, biological process: endoplasmic reticulum unfolded protein response. Gene Ontology annotation, molecular function: ubiquitin-specific protease binding; misfolded protein binding. The transcript has 4 exons.
UCAGUUCCACUUCCACAUCAGCUGUCAAGAAAAUUUGUUGGUCAUAUUGAAAGUUCAUGAAUUAUGUGUUUUUUUUAAAAUUUAUUGCUGAUCUUAUUUAUACGAUUUAAAAUUUAUUGUAAAUGCAUAUCAAUGAACGCUAGUGAUAACCACCAAAGUUUAAUUUCGAACCGAAUAGACCGCAUAAGUAGCUGAAUUGUAGUGUCUUCUUUACAAGCACAACCAACUGUUGACAUACACGUGUCCCUGCGGAAUUAUUAUUUCACAUGCACUAAUGUGUUGUAAUCUGAAAACUUUAUUAUGAGAAACACACUCCAAGAGAUUUAUAAGUGAAGUUUGUUUAUUAAGAAAAUAAAAUAAGUAUGUCUGAUUUGGGAGAUUGGUUUCGAUCAGUACCUUUCUUUACAAGGUACUGGUUGACUUUAACCGUGGGAUUUACGUUAGCCGGACGAAUAGGAAUAUUUCGGCCGCAUACUAUGAUCCUUUUAUAUGAACCAUUGACACGGUUUCAGAUAUGGAGGUUGUUCACAUGUUUAUUUUAUUAUCCUCUUAGUCCGGGAAGUGGAUUUCAUUUUUUGAUUAAUUUAUAUUUUCUCUACAAUUAUUCUCGUCGAUUAGAAACUGAUCAGUACAGUGGUAAACCAGCCGAUUAUUUCUUUAUGCUGAUUUUCAAUUGGAUUUGCUGCGUGAUUGUCGGUUUAAUCGCAGAAAUACCGUUAUUACUCGAUCCUAUGGUGUUAUCGAUUCUGUACAUUUGGUGUCAACUUAAUAAAGAUGUAAUUGUUAAUUUCUGGUUCGGAACAAGAUUUAAGGCGAUGUAUUUGCCAUGGGUGUUAUUAGCAUUUAACAUGGUCAUUUCCGGUGGUGGUCUGUACGAAAUAAUUGGUAUUCUGAUUGGCCAUCUAUACUUCUUCCUGAUGUUUAAAUAUCCCCAAGAGCUCGGAGGGCCAGUAUUACUCCAGACGCCAUCUAUUCUUAAGGAGUGGUUUCCAGACAAUUUCGGAGGAGUGCAUGGAUUCGGACAACCUCCUCAAAGAGCUCCACGUCCUCCUCCCGCUACUAGAGGUGGUUUAUUUAGAGGGGGACACAAUUGGGGUAGAGGGAAUGUUCUUGGGGGAAAUUAGUGUGUGAGUGUAGAAUGGUCACAUUGUUAAUUUUAUUUAAUCCAUUUUUUAAAUAAAUGAUUUAGGUUAAUAUC